Molecule: messenger RNA, 873 nt
Organism: Spirometra erinaceieuropaei
Lineage: Eukaryota; Metazoa; Platyhelminthes; Cestoda; Diphyllobothriidea; Diphyllobothriidae
Source: the annotation of a GenBank genome assembly
AUGGAUGAACUUCGCCAUGAAAUCGCUAACAUGCCCCCUAUUACCAAAUUUUAUGCAGCCUCGUGUCUAUUUCUUUCAAUCGCUGUGGUAUGUUUGUAUUGGAAUUUUCAAUACUUUUGUUCAAGCACCUUGGGAUUUUAUCCCCUCUACAGCUAUACUUCAAUCCGUCACUUGUGUUUGGAGAACUUCAGGUAGUUUAUUCCUAUCGUCAUUGAUUUUCUUUAGCUGUGGAGGCUGAUUACAUGUUUCUGCUUUUUUGGACACAUUGACUUCAAUUUCUUUUUCAACAUGUAUUUUGUAUACCGAUAUUGCCGAAUGCUCGAAGAAAACUAUUACUAUGGGCGUUCGGCUGACUUUCUCAUGAUGUUCAUUUUUGGCGGUUGCCUCUCCAUUGUAUGUGUUGUCGGUUUUCUUAUUUUCGUCGCAUAGAUCGCUGGAAUGUUUUUACAGAUGCUCUUUCUCAGUCACGUUUUGACCAUGAUGCUCGUCUAUGUUUGGAGCCGCAGAAGCCCGUCGGUGCGGUUAAACAUUAUGGGUCUUUUCACAGUUAACGCUCCCUAUUUGCCUUGGGUUUUCUUCGCCAUAUCCUACCUUCUUGGUAACAAUGCUAGCGUCGACUUUGUUGGCAAGUUUAUGUCCUCGAUUUAUCGCUUUAGGAAUUGUAAUUGGGCACCUAUACUACGUUUUGGAGGAUGUUUUUCCUAACCAACCCCAAGGAUUUAAAAUACUGCGAACACCGACAUUUCUGUAUGUUUCCAGCUGUAUCUUAUACAUUAUCUUAGAACGAACCUUCUUGAUGGGCGGCGGGACGAUCCGGCUUAUCGACCUCUUCCAGAAGAACGGCCUGGCGGGUUCGACUGGGGCGCUAAUUGA